Verticillium dahliae VdLs.17 is the source of this 1263-nucleotide messenger RNA. RefSeq lists its product as uncharacterized. The record is from RefSeq and is a predicted model, not a curated record. The transcript is spliced from 8 exons. NCBI's taxonomy places the organism in Eukaryota, Fungi, Ascomycota, Sordariomycetes, Glomerellales, Plectosphaerellaceae. The coding region runs from base 1 to 1263 and encodes 420 amino acids.
AUGUUUCGGUCGACGAUUUCCAAGUGGAGCCAUCGUUCGGCACGCCCUCAUGGCCAGGCCACAGGCGAGAACCUCGGUGGUAGCGGUAGACCGGUUCCCACGGGAACGAACUCCUCCAUGGUCGGAGGGACGACUUCUGGAGCAGGUGAUGCAAUGUCUACGGCAGACGUAGCGGCCCACGAUAACUACGACACCAUGGACCCAGGUCAACUGAUUGUACGCCGUAGAGAUCGUACACUCUGGUGGGUGGUCAGGCGGCGCUCAUCGCCCAAUCUUCUGGUCAAGCGUUGCACGUGCGGAAGUCAGGACCUGCCGAGCUGCAAGUGCAGUGACGACAGUAACAGCGAAGAUCGGCUUCAAUCUGCCGGUGACUUCAGGGAAGUGCAGAGGCUCAGCGUGGCGGGACUGAGGAUGACAGGAGUAUACCACCACAACAUUGGCUCUGCUGUGACUCUGCAGGACGAGCUGCGAGAGCUCGAGACACUACUGUACAGACUUGACGAGAGAGACCGCGAGUUCCCCGGCAUGUUGCGGAGCAGGGAAUACUGCGACAAGAGAUCCCAAACCAGGAAGAUGUUGCUGCACCGGACCCGGAGGAAGUGGAUGGACUACGGGAAGACCAAUGACGUUCGAUCGUUGAAGAAUGCCUCGAGAUACCAGCUAGGAUACCUGAGCAGUUUCUUCCGCCCACGGCCUCCCAUAGACGGCAACGAGAACUUUCUUGUCGCUGACGGGGACCUGAAGAGCGUCAGGCCGGACGGAGACGGCGUCUGGCUGGAUGAGGUAUUGCUGUACUUGAUGAUCAGAUACGAGUGUCGGCCCCUGAGGAUCAGCCAGAUAGUUGACGACCAAGGACACGACGCACGUCAACAUACCCGAACUGAAAAACCAACUGGUGCGAGAGCUUUAAGCUCGACAGAACACGUCGAGCAGCAACGCGGACAACGGACGAGUCGCUCAAGUCAGAGUAACCCGAGACACACGCUGUACGAUAGGGAUCGAAUCCACGCGUUCACGAUGGUCAUCCUGAUCGGACUCUUGCUUUGCUUCCUUGCUGGACCUCUGUAUCCCCUCUACAGCUGGGUGCAAGGUGAGGUGACGCCCGGGAGGAUGGGCAUGAUUAUGGGACUGCAAUGUGUGUGUACCUUGUUGUUCGGCAUGGUGCUGGCUAUCUUUACGAAUGCGAAGCGGCAUGAGAUCUUCACAGCCUCAGCGACAUACAUGGCCAUCUUGGUGGUUUUCAUGGGACAGAGUCCAGCAUAG